Messenger RNA from Selaginella moellendorffii, 1965 nucleotides. Its product is annotated as asparagine synthetase domain-containing protein 1. The transcript has 12 exons. The coding region runs from base 1 to 1812 and encodes 603 amino acids. Lineage: Eukaryota; Viridiplantae; Streptophyta; Lycopodiopsida; Selaginellales; Selaginellaceae. The record is from RefSeq and is a predicted model, not a curated record. Gene Ontology annotation, molecular function: asparagine synthase (glutamine-hydrolyzing) activity.
AUGUGUGGCAUCGGACUGAUUGUCACUGGAGUGGAAUUUAGCUGCGGGAUCUCGGCUUCUCGAUCAAAGGAGACGCCUUGUCUGGAGGAUUUACUCGCCGCAUUGCGAAGGCGAGGGCCCGAUAGUUUUGGCGUAAGAACUGUCCGGCUUGGCACAGGAAAGAUCGAGCAGCUGGAGAGGGAUUUACAGAUUUCUAGCGAGUUUUGGGAAGCUGGGAACUGUGGUGAUGAUUGGAGCUCUUCUCAGCAUCAAACUGGCUCCAAAAUCCAGGACGAAAGAGUCGAUGAGCAGGAUGGAAAGAUCUACGUUCCACAGGAAGCUUUUGCGACCUUGGAAUUUGUUGGCACCACUUUGCAACUUAGGGGAUCUCAUCGAGUUUGUCAGCCUCUACGGGACAGCGAUGGAAACAUCCUCGUCUACAAUGGUGAAGUGUUUGGAGGCUUGGAAGUUCUUCCAAGUCAGAACGACACCGAAGUUUUGCUGGAGAGGCUUGGAAGAUGCGAUUCGAGCUUUGGAGUUUGUCAAGCGUUGUCUCAAGUAAGAGGUCCCUGGGCCGUAAUCUACUUCCAGGCCUCCACUCGGACAAUAUGGUUUGGACGUGAUGUCUUUGGAAGGAGAAGUCUUCUCGUGCAUUGGCCUUCAGUGGACGAUCCACGGUUUCUUCUAUCCUCCGUAGCUCCCUGUGACAACGAGAAGCUGUUCUACGAUCCUUUUACUUUCUGGAAGGAACUUCCCUGUGGGAUUCACAGUCUACAACUUAGCAAUGGCGAAGUUCUCACUUGCAAGGGAGAGAUAAGAACUCACAGAUGGGAGGAUCCACUUCUAGACAAGCUGAUGCUUUGGGACCGAGCUCACUCAUCACCGUCUUCUUUUUCUUCUUCGGCAGCUGUCGAACUCGCUCUGACUGCAUUGAAGGAAUCUGUGGAGAGGCGUCUCGUUAACAGCAGAAUGAACGUAAAACAGAGCAGGCCAGAAGAUGUGGAGACUCCUGUGGCAAUCCUCUUUUCCGGAGGGAUCGAUUCGAUGAUUUUGGCUGCGCUUACUGAUCAGUGCCUGGAUCCUGCUUAUACCAUUGACCUUCUAAAUGUUAGCUUUGAUGGUCCAUCGGCACCGGAUAGAAUUUCUGCGAUCGCUGGCAUUGACGAACUUCGAAGGAUUUCGCCCUCACGCAAGUGGAGACUUGUUCAAGUCGAUGAAGACAUAGGCACAAACGAGAGUACAAUGUUUUCUCUUAUAUGUCCUUCAGAAACGUACAUGGAUCUAAACAUCGGAACAGCUCUUUGGUCUGCUGCCAGAGGAGAAGGAGCCGUGGAAGAUCACAACAAAGUCCGCAUUUCUUACAAGUCAGCAGCGAAAGUCGUGCUUGUUGGAGCAGGAGCAGACGAGCAAUGUGGUGGCUACUUGCGGUACCGCACAAAAUUCAAGCUCGGAGGAUGGGAAGCGCUGGCAGCGGAGAUGAGGCUGGACAUGCAGAGGCUGUGGAAACGAAACCUGGGACGAGACGAUCGCUGCAUUGGAGAUCAUGGAAAGGAGGCUCGGUUCCCAUUUCUAGACGAGAAUGUGAUCCAAACGUUCCUGGAUAUCCCUCUGGAAGAAGUUGUGGAUCUCAGACAAGAUCUCGGCAUCGGCGACAAGAAAAUCCUGAGACAGGUUGCGAGGUCACUAGGACUUUCUCAAAGCGCCAGUCUUGCAAAGCGUGCAAUACAGUUUGGCAGUGGCAUUGCCAAAAAGUCCAACAGGCGCGACUUUGGGAGCAACCGAGCCGCAAACAAAGCCUCGGCUGGAAGCGUGAAGCUCGCGAAUCUGGAAUGAUAUGUUCAUCCAUGACAAGUUUGCGAUUUCACGGAGUAAGAAAAUAUGGCCAAGGAUAAACUGGAAGUUCGAUUGAUCCGGAAGAACUGCAAAGAGAAAGUGUUCAUGAUAAAAAGAUUAAGAGCUAAACUAAGCAAGUUUAACCAAAACCCA